This is a messenger RNA of Micromonas pusilla CCMP1545, 3042 nucleotides long. RefSeq lists its product as uncharacterized. Gene Ontology annotation, cellular component: cytoplasm; cytosol. Gene Ontology annotation, molecular function: phosphopantetheine binding; dipeptidyl-peptidase activity. NCBI's taxonomy places the organism in Eukaryota, Viridiplantae, Chlorophyta, Mamiellophyceae, Mamiellales, Mamiellaceae. Gene Ontology annotation, biological process: secondary metabolite biosynthetic process; amino acid activation for nonribosomal peptide biosynthetic process. The transcript is spliced from 2 exons. Bases 1 to 3042 code for a protein of 1013 amino acids. The record is from RefSeq and is a predicted model, not a curated record.
AUGACGAACAAGGGCGCGCGGAACGUUUCGCGCGCGGAACGCGACGCGCUCGAGGCGUCCAAGGCGGCCGCGGCCGCCGCCGCGGCCGCGGCGGCGUCCGCCACCGCGCUCGAGGACGCCAUCGCGAACGAGGACGCCGCCGCGACGUCGACGUCGAAGAAAUCGGCGUUCACGAUCAUGCCGGCGACGCGCGCCAGGACGCUGCGCGACGCGCUCCGAGCGCGCCUCCCUCCGUACAUGAUCCCCGCGGCGGUGGUCCAGAUCGCGUCCGCCGCCGACGUCCCGACCACCGCGAACGGUAAGGUCGACCGCGCGGCGUUGCCGUCGCCCGCGUCGUUGCGAGGAGCGAACGGUCGACAACAAACGGACGACGCUUACGUCGCGCCCGACGGCCGUACCGAAGAGAUCGUCGCGUCGCUGUUCGAGACGACGUUACCCGGGGACGUCGUCGUCGGCGCGGCGGAUGACUUCUUCGAGCUCGGCGGGCACUCGCUCCUCGCGAUGCAGUUCAUCGGGCGCCUGCAGGCUGCGCUCGGCGUGCGAGUGACGGUGCAGACGUUGCACGAGCACUCCACGCCGAGGGACAUCGCGCGGUUCGUCGACGGCGGCGGCGGCGGCGACGCGUCGGGGAAUAAGGCUAAGCUGAAGAAGGGCGAGACCCCGCUGCCGAUGGCGUCGAACGACGUCGUGACCGUCGUCGACCCGGAGUCGCUCCCGCGCGGCGAGAUCACGCGCGUGGACGAGAUCUUCUUCGAGACGCGCGACGGGUGCCGCCUCAGCGCGCGCCUGUGGCUCCCCGACGGCGUGUCUCCCGACGACGCGUCGUCGCGGAGAGCGCCGGCGGUGAUUGAAAUUUUACCCUACGGCGUCCACCACGGCACGAUCGACACGGACGAGGCGACGUGGCCGUACCUCGCCGGGAACGGCAUCGCGUGCGUGCGCGUCGACGCGCGCGGCAGCGGCAACUCGCGCGGCGUCCUCGACGACGAGUACUCGCCGACGCAGCAGCGAGACGCGUGCGACGCCGUCGAGUGGGUCGCGUCCAGGAGUUGGUGCACCGGCGCGGUGGGGCUCAUGGGCUGCUCUUGGGGCGGAUUCGUCGCGCUGCAAGUCGCGGCGCUGCGCGGGAAGACGAAGCGUCGCGAGGCGCCGAGCCUGCGGGCGGUGUGCGCGGUGUGCGCGACGGACGAGCGCGCGUCCGACGACAUGCACUGGAUGGGCGGGUCUUUGCUCGGGGAGAAUUUGGCGUGGGGCGCGUGGUUGCUGGACGCGUGCGCGGCGCCGCCCGUGCCGGUGUCGGACGAGAGAGGCAUCGCGUCGGACAAAAACACGUGUACACGCGUGUUGUCCGACAAAAAUAACGACGAUGACGCAACCGACCGCGAAGAAGAAGACCACCAGUCCGCGUGGGAGUCGCGCUGGGUCGACAGGCUCGACGCGCUCAAGCCCAUGCACGGCGAGUGGGCGUCGAUUCACCCGAGCACGGACGCGGGCGACGCGUACUGGAGCACCGGCUCCGUCGGCGGCGCCAACACGCGCGACAUCGACGUCCCCGUGCUGUCCGUCGGGUGCCUCAACGGCGGCGGGUACGCGAACGCCACGCCGCGCGUCGCGAGAGCGCUCGGGCGCGAGAAGGUGACCGCGAUCAUGGGGUCGUGGACGCACAACUACCCGCACCUGUCGCGGUCGGGCCCCGCGUUUGGCUUCCUCGCCGAGACGCUCGCGUUUUGGCGCCGGAACCUCGGAGGCGCGCAACACGACGACGGCUGGCUCCCCGGUGACGACGGCGAGGGCGGCGGCGACGCGCUCGACGAGAUGAACGACGCGAUCCCGGGCGUGAGGAUCCACGUCCAGCGCCCGCCGCUGGUCGGCGGGCCGGUCACCGCGCCGACGCGCGCGGAGGGGUACUGGAUCGCGGAGGCGUCGCAGCGCGACCUCGACGCCGCCGCCGCCGACGGCGCGAUCGAGGCGUCGUUCACCGCGGAGAAGACGCUCGCGCUCGUCGCGAAACCGGAAGACGGUCGGUUUAAAGCGAGGUUGACCGACUCCCCGAGCGACCCCGUCGGCGCCGCGUCCGGGCGCUGGUUCACGUUCGGCGACGGCGACGACCUCCCCGGCGACCAAACCCCGGACGACGAAAAGUCGCUCUGUUUCGACGGCGACCCGGUCGUCGCGGAGACCGCGCUCGUGGGCACCCCGCGCGUGCGCGUGACGUGCGUCCGCGUCGUCGAAGACGACGACGGAGGAGACGACGCCGACGCCGCCGCCGCGCCGCCGCCGCCGCCGCCCAGCGGCGUCGUCGUCGCGCGUCUCUGCGCGGUGUCCCCCGACGACGGCUCCUCGCAUCGGAUCUCCUACGGCGUCGUCAACGUCGCCGCGGCGCACGGUCGGUCGGUGGUCAAAACCGCCGCCGGCGGCGCGUUCACCGUCGACGUCGAGUGCGCGUACUGCGCGUUCUCGCUCCCCGUCGGGUGGAAGCUCAGGGUGGCCGUAUCUCAGACGUACUGGCCCGUCGUCGCCGCGUCGCCGAACGGGUUUCAUCCCGUCGCCGUCCUCGGCGGCGGCGUCGUCGUCCCGGCGCUGUCGCAAGCGCACGUCGAGGAAAUGUACGGCGACGGCGCGAAGUACGAGGCGCUGCUUCGCGCGUCGAUCCCCGAGCUCGAGGUUCUCGUCGCGCCGCGCGCGACGCGGCGUCUGAGCAGCGGGAACGUUCGGAACUCUUACGACGGCGAGCACGCGGUGGCGGUGCGCCGCGUCGACUCGGGCGCGAUGAUGAUCAACCCCACAAACAGCGCGCCGUCGCGGACGUCCUCCCCGAAGCCGUUCGUGGUGCAGGAGACGUCCAGCGACGUCAGCGCGAAGAAGAGCGUCCUCGCCGACGGCGUCGGCACGCAGCGCGUCGAACGCCGCCGCGUCAUUCGCGGGUUGGACGUCGGCGGCGGCGGCGGCGGAUUCGAUUCGUCGGCGCCGAAUUCUCCCAAGGUGCGUUCUAUACACUGGUUCCCAUACGACCGCGUUCGCGUGGUGGACGCCGUUUCUUAA